This is a messenger RNA of Cricetulus griseus (Chinese hamster), 1479 nucleotides long. NCBI's taxonomy places the organism in Eukaryota, Metazoa, Chordata, Mammalia, Rodentia, Cricetidae. The record is from RefSeq and is a predicted model, not a curated record.
CCAGGGCCCACUCAGGACCCUCUCGGAUGUUUACUGGAGGACCCAGGGAUGAAAGGGAUUCAGCUUCCUCUAAAGCUUCUUGGCAAACAGGGUUUGAACUCAGAGCCCUCCCUCCCACAGGACAGACAACCCAGGUUCCAGCCCUCUCCCCUCACAUCUGCAGUUCAGGAGGCCCCAGACUUCCUUAGAAUCAGGGGUCCAGACCCUAACACUCCUCCCUCAGGCUUUGGAAGCCCCCCCCCCAUUUUUGAAAUCCUGGAGUCUAGGAUCUAGCCUGGUCCCCACCUUCGAUUCAGGGUUCAUACCCAAACUUUAGGAGUCCAGGAUCUAUCUAGUUUUCCCUCUCAGACUUAGGGGGUCUUAUUCCCACUUCUCCCUCAGAUAGGGAAACUGAGUCUCUUUGAGGACUUGGAACUUUUGGCACGAGUCACCAUCACAGCCACACUAAAGUGUCCACACCUCAAUCUCAGCAGGGCCAGGCAUGAUCACCCUGGCCCUGGCAUGUGUUCCCUACGGCAGAGGCCUGGGGCAGCCUGAGGUGAGAAUUCCAGGGCCAGCCCACCAGUCCCCACUAUCCCUUUCUCCUUCUGAUCGGUUGCUGGGGAAACCAUUCUCUAACAAUGGGGCUCAAUGAGACCUCAAUGUCCUAGGACCAUUUUUUCCUGGUUGCUAAAGGGAAGGAUGCCCUAGCAAUGAAGGGUUCUGAACUUGGGCCACUUGAGGCUGCCUCUUUGGACCUUGGGGAAGGAAAGAAAGGGGAUUCUACAGCUCAAAGAUCACCCCGGUUCCAGAUCCAUACCCCAUCAGGUACCCCACGGAAAAGGAGAGACAUCUCCAGCACCAGGCUUGGUCCUGGCUUCUCUUUCCUUGCUGAGGAGGCUCUAAAUCUGAAAACACCCAACACCCACCCACCUCUUCUCCACAGAUGCUAAAGGAGCUACUUCCUAGACAGAAAUGAUAGGGCCAGGGCACUCUUCCUUGUGAACCCCUUGCUGAGGGGACUCCCUGGCAACAGAACUGAGAAUUCUGGGGCUGAGGCUUUGGGGCGGGGCCCAGUUGUUGCUAAGGUGAUGUCCUUCAAGGUUUCUCUCCAUAGAGGUCUCAGAGGUCUGGGGAGCUAACAUGGCGGGGGCUGAGAUCUCAGCUUUGGGCCUCUUCCUGCUCAUACAGGGCUCAGAUGCGAAUGGAAUCCAGGGAUUUUUCUAUCCGUGGAGUUGUGAGGGAGAUGUGUGGGACCGAGAGAGCUGUGGGGGUCAGGCAGCAAUCCGCCAUGACAUGCUGCACCUGCCACAAUUUCUGCAGGGGAAAUGCGACCUGUCACGAACAGUCUCCCUACUGUCGAAGGACCGACCAUCGGGCAGCAAGAAGUCUCCCACGCCUGUCUCAGUGCCCAUAGAGGUGCAGGACCCCUCUGGAGGAGGCACCACUGAACCGGAUGCUACCGAGGGCGGGGAUGAAACAGAGGGAGGAGAUGAUGAU